AUGGCAAGUUCUAGAAUUGGAAACGCCAGUCCUUCAGAAUUCCGCCUUGUUUUAACGAAACUUACUGAAGUUCAAAAGAAAUUGGACACAACAGAUCAAUCGUCAGUCAUAGCGCAGCUGAGACAAGUGAAUGAUUCACUUCAAAUCGUUGAGGGAAACCAGACCGAUAUUUCCGAUGCCAUCCUUAACAAGCUGCAGGGUAUCGAGACGCGGAUCGAGACAGGUUUCAAAGCCUUGGAGGAGAAGAUUGCAGCUUUAGAAAGAAAAGUUGUGGACGGUCCUGCAAUCGCAGAGGGAAGCGCUUUCGGAAUGCUAACGCCACCAAGUUCUUCAAAGAAAAGAAAAAUCGCCCGCCAUCCAGAUCUCUCGGUGAGUAAUCUUAGUCGACAACAUAAACGUUAUUCUUAGUGCAUGUUUCUUACGCAGCUUAGAUUAAUAUGAUGACUUGCUUUCAAAAAUUUUGCGGCUUGCCAACCAAACUCGAGAGCUGGUUUUGAAAUGCGCGCCAUACAAAUUUUCGAUUUCUCACACCUAUUGUUUUUCUUGCCGCACAACCGCCUGUAUAUAUAUUUGACAGACCGCUUGUGUCCUGUUUCAAAGGCGCCGAGGAAUCUUUAAUAAUAAUUUCUUCAUUGUUCAGUUUGGAAAUACAUGGAACCCGCACUUUUAAUACUAAUGAACUGUUAUCGUUCACAGCACUAUGUUCGUUCAAAGAUUGAACAGUUAGGCCUUGCAUGGAACACUGACAAGAAGUAAGCCUAAGCUUAAUAAAUCAUGUUUAAAGUUAUAUAAUAUAAGCUAAUGUAGAAACAAAAAGUUGUUGAAAAGUAAAAAAAAAUGUUUUUUGCUUGAAAUGUCUUCCUUUGGAUGCUCAAAGAAAUUAUUUGAUGGUGAGCUAGCUGGCUGAUUGUGUAGCUUGUUGUAGACAUUUGGGGCUGAGCUCUUCAUCAGUGGAAGUCAAAAGAUGAUAUGUUGUUGAGAAAGAUCUCUGGGCCAUGAGAGACAGAAAGUUAAUUUCUCAACAAAACAUCACCUGCCGAUCAGACUUCCACUGUUGAAUGGCUAAGCCCAAACAUUUGGAACAAAAAAUUUUUUAAUCUGCACUUUAUACUUGAGCACAAGAACUCUGUUUUAUCCUGUUUUAACUCAAAAGUUAUCUUUCCCAGUUAGAUUUUCAGAUUAUUAAUGGAUGGGAUUAUUUCAAUUUCUUACAGAGAGAAUGAACCACCAAACCUAGCUGUAGUAGCCACCAUCUUGAAAGAGGUCAAAGAAGUAGAGCAGAUUCAAAAUGAUUCUCUUUGUACAGAAAGAAGAAUUCUAGGUAUGAUUGAAUGGGGAUUGUUUAGCCAAAUAAACACAAUUUGUCUUCAACUUUGGGUUGAAUUUUUUUGAGGCAAGUGCCCCGUCUUGCCCCUUGCUCACUACAACCCUGAAAACUGACAAUCUUUUUCAUAUAACUUAUUGUGGCGUACUUACCUUUCCUUUCAGAUGCUAUUUCUCAAAACUUUGCAUCAUCAAAGAAACGUAGACGACAGGAAGAAAAUGGUACUUACGAGCAUUAUCAGAGGGAGCAAAAGAAGCGACAAAGAAUUAAAAGGGUAAAAAAAUUUGUUUGGCUCUUUAACACUUUAUUAUCUUAUCAGCUUGUAUGUUUGAGUAAAUUUCAAAAGGUUUGAAUUCAAGUUUGAUCUAAAAACAGGGUAAGGUUCAAAUUACACUGUAGAUCUGCUGAUAAAAAACAUUUUAUGCCAAGAACAACUCUGACCAGUGACACAAGGGCUCUAUAAAUGUUUUAUUGUAGGAAUUGCUUACCAUUUGGUAUUAUAAAAACUUAUUUCACAUUUUCCCUUUUAGAAACUGGAUAAGAGACUCAAAGUGGCAAGUGAAGAAGAGAAGAGACAACCAAUUUUUGAGGCCCUGCAUCCUAGUCUUGUCUCCUCAGACGAGUCUGAUGAAGAAGAUCCCACAUCAAUGGUAACAAGGCCCCUUACCUGGAGGACAGAAGAAGUUACCAACUUCUUCCAUAUGCUAGACCAGAGGUAUAAGUCUUCCAUGACGAAUCAGCAAAAGAGGCAGUCAGUAAACAGAAGGGUUGGUAGACCAAGUCAUAGAAAUAGUAGAGAGAUCCCAGAAAAAUUGCUCUGGGCCACCACCUAA
Molecule: messenger RNA, 2157 nt
Organism: Pocillopora meandrina
Lineage: Eukaryota; Metazoa; Cnidaria; Anthozoa; Scleractinia; Pocilloporidae
Source: the annotation of a GenBank genome assembly